CGCUAGAUUUACCCACAUUCCACAACAAAAGAAGACGAAUCAAUGGAUGCAAGAUUAUCAAUCGCAGCCUGACACUUGAGAUGUGUCUCUUUGCGAGCAAGAUUAGAGAGAACCUCAUAAGUUAAAUUCACAUUACGAUGAAGAGAAGAGGCACAGAUGGACUCAAACUCAGGUCGUAGCUUCAUCAUAAAUUUCAUAAGACGAGACCGAGCACACUCAUGGUGUACUUCAACAAAUGUCACAAACGAGAAAAGGGAGGCAGUUAAUAGGUCGUGUUCCAUCCAAAGAUGUAGGCACGCAUGAUAGAAGGUACGAAUAUCACGAUCGGCUUGAGAAAUAGUAUUAAGUUCUUAUUCAACCUAAAACCGCCAAGAAGCAUCAACCGGGGAGUGAGUAUUACAGAUGUGAGCCUACAUUCAGUUGUCGUCAAAAACCAAUGGAGAGUGAGGGCAGUCAGCAGAUCGACAGAGGUAUUAAGCCAUGAGAUGAUUUGAGCAUUACCCACUGCCCAGUCGUCGAUCUCCUUCACAGGCACUUCAGGUUUGGAGGAAUUCGUGAUACAAAUGAGGAAAAAAAGCCGGAGCAAACAAAAAAAAUACCCGAAAAAAACCAAAAGAAGAAAAACACGCCAAGGAGCUAGGGCACGAAAAAUACCUAUGCAAGAAGAAGACUGCAUCAGACGAAGGUUACACGAGACGCGUUCUAGCUCACCAAAGAUUGGACCGAAAAUAAGACGAGAUUAAAAUUGCCAGGCUAUGAUACCAUGUCAAAUUAUCAAACUAUAAACUCAUAGAAUAACACACAAGACUAUGUUAUGUGGUAUCGUCAUAUUGACACUAGUCCAUAAAGAUGAUCUCCCUCUUAGGUUUUAAACUUAUAUGGAUUAAUACGUUGUUCUCAACAUGUUACAAUAUUUAUAAGGUCUCACAAACUAACCCUAAACAAAUCCUCGUCCUUAUGGUACACAACUCAAUAAUAAUAUUCUCUACAAUUAACCUCUUCUUCCUACAAUUUUCUUAUCAAAUUCAAUCAGUUCGUUUUUUUUAUUUACAAAAGAUAAUCAUAUAUUGAUUCACAAAGAAGGUAGCUACAUCCUGGAAUUCAGCCAGGCCUGAAUAUCAAAUAAACGACUUAUAGUCAGGGACAACGAAAGGGCCUUUCUAGCCACCAAACGGGCUACCCUAUUGUUACGCCGACCUACAAAUCGCACACUAAACCCAAGAUGAAAGGUAAAAUAAGACACAAUUCCUUUAAGAAUAGCCUCCAUCCGAUUAUCACUAGUCACUACCCGAUUGAUAUUGUCAAUGAUUACUUUGGCAUCGCCCUCAAAGCUAACUUCUGUGAACCCGUGCCCAAGACACCAGCUAACAGCCUCCCGGAGUACAAGCAAUUCAACCACCAUAGGGUCAUCAAUGCACGGCAACUGAACCCCAAUAGCCACCAGAAUCUCCCUGGAUGGGGUCAUAAGCACCAUCCCUCCUGACGAGUGAGACCCACUCCGGAUAACCCCAUCCCACAUGCACACCACCAAAUUAGUCCCCCAGAACUCAAGUGAUAUGUCAAAGGGAUGAAAGUCUGGAUAACUUGGUCCACCAGCAAACUUAUCCAUUCCUCCAACUGCUGAUUAAACUGUCGCAUCAAGGCAGGGAUCCCAAACUGUUUUUCCUCAAAGACAACCCAAUUACGAGAUCGCUAGAUCCUCCAAAGGAUAACAACAACCGCCAUGAACAAUGCAAGUUGAUGUAUGAGAGACAUCAACUUUUUAGAAAAUGAGAGAAAGUAUGACGAGGCAACCCUUGACCAAGAUAUUUCAGCCCGAAUGAUCCCAAAGAGGAUGGGUCACAGGGCAAUAAAGAAAAAAGUGUUCUAUUGUUUCUGCCUCUGCCCAACAAGCCGGAAAUCUAGGAUGCACCGGAACAUCCUUCUGAAUUAGGGCUUCUGUUGUUGGUAGGAUCCGAUUAAAGAUUUGCCAAACAAACACCUUCAACUUAGGUGGAAUAUUGGCCUCCCACAAACCAAUUCAGGUGGUCAUAUCCAUCCAACUAGCCAUUGCUCUCCACCGUUUUCCCGCUGAUCCAAUAGGACAGCAAGAUGGUAAGCCGACUUAACAGAAAAUACCCCGGCAGCCGUGUCGUGCCAGAUUAGUCUAUCCGCUUUUGACGUGGGAGAGGAAUAGCUUUUAUAGCCCGGCAGGUUGGCGGGUCAAACCACUGGCUGAGUUUGGAAUCACACUGCCGCCCUUCCCUAGAACAGAUAACCUCAGUUACCAGCGCCCCCCCCCCCCUCCCCUCCUUCAGAAAGCACCAGGGGAUUAUACCUUGGUGGAGAGGGAUGUAACUGAGGAAUCCAGCUAGAAUGGAGCAAAGAAGGCAUCUGCCCAUUACCAAUAUGACAUCGUAUCCCCAUCUCUAGCAACUGCCUGCCAUAAUCUGCCAACCCCAAGAUGGGAGAGAGCGCGCCGUAGCAGUGAGGAAGGUUCCAGUAGGAAAAUACUUUCCUUUGUAGACUUGAGCUAAGAGGGAGUGAGGCUCAUUAAGGAUACGCCAACCAAUCUUGGAUAAGAGAGCCUGAUUAAAGUGCUCAAAAUGACGAAAUCCCAUACCCCCAUUAUGCUUACUUCUACACAUAUUGCGCCAUGACAUCCAUUGAAUCCGCAACUGGCCCUCUUCAACACUCCACCAGAAUCUGGCCACGUGUUUAUCCAAGAGCCUACACAGAGAUAGAGGCAACUUGAAACAGCACAUUACAUGUAAUGACGAAGCUAAAACGACAAAUUUAAUCAAGAUCUCCUUAGCUGCCCAAGAUAAAGUCUGCUGCUUCCAUCCCUGUAGUCCUCCAGCAAUUUCAGCAAAAUGUAGCAAUCUUAGAGCGGGCUAUCAGCAUAAGUAAUCCUAGGUAUUUAUCAUGGACCCCUAUCGCCCUGAACCCCAAAAUCUGGACCAAGAACUCCUGAUCUGGCAGUGACAUAUUCUUACUAAAGCACACCGCCGAUUUAGCCAAGUUCACCCUCUGGCCACUGAGUUCCUCAUACUCAUUCAAAACUUCAAUCAAAUUCUCACAUUCCUGGAGAGAGCCUCUAAGAAACAAGUAAGAAUCAACCGCAAAGAAUAAAUGCGAUAUUCGAGG
This is a messenger RNA of Linum trigynum, 3126 nucleotides long. The record is from the annotation of a GenBank genome assembly. Lineage: Eukaryota; Viridiplantae; Streptophyta; Magnoliopsida; Malpighiales; Linaceae.